Molecule: messenger RNA, 1060 nt
Organism: Solea solea (common sole)
Lineage: Eukaryota; Metazoa; Chordata; Actinopteri; Pleuronectiformes; Soleidae
Exons: 2
Coding region: 44-388 (114 amino acids)
Source: RefSeq, a predicted model, not a curated record
GCAGCCACAACUUGACCGACGUAGGGAACAGCUGGACUCCGAGAUGAAGACGUUCGAGAUGCUUGUCCUCUGUGUCACUUUGACCUUCAUGUUACUGGGCAGCGUGGAGGGUGAAACCAAUUCUACUACUCCUCCUAAUACAACAACUCAUACUACUCCUAUCACUACUGCAAUAACAACUCCUACUACUCCUAUCCCUACUACUACUACAACUGCAAUUACUCCAACUGCAACUACUCCUACCCCUGGAUCCACAGCGGCCACGACUGGGAACGUCACUGCAACAACAGCAACUACACCAUAUAACAGAGGGUGUGGAGUCUUUGGCUACUACAGUCAACUUCUGGUGCCGACCAUCGCCGUACUGGUCUACAGUGCCUCAGGCUGAACAUGUACACCCAAGAGACACUGCAGUGCUUUAAGUCUUAAUCUUAUUUUAAAUGAUAAGUCUAUGUUAAUGUUUGAUUUUUUUUUUUUUCAACUUAAUUUAACGGUUCCAACUGUCAUACAUUUAGCACUUAAAUGCAACACGCAUUGUUUGCACUGAACUGCUUCACAAAAUCUCUUUGCAUACAUUACUUCAAAAUGUAAGUGACUAUUUGAACCAAAUAAAAUUGUAAUUUCACAGGCAUUAGAAUUUAAAUGUAUUCUGUAAAUUAUUAUUAAAAAAAACCUUUGAACCUUUGAUUUUAGAUUCAAGAAAUUCAGUUCAGUUCACUUCAUCCAAAUUCAAGUUAGCCACCUUUAAUGUGUCUAAUGGUCUGCUUCAAGGAUUCUCCAGAAUGAGAAAGACUCUGGGAUGAGAGGGUGGAAUGACAAAAGUGAAAAUGGUUUUCUUCAAAUAUAGUAGGUGUCUCGUUGUUUCUCUAUAUUCUUUAGAAUCUAAAUGCAGAAUUAGAUUAACUAAAUAUCACAUAACAGAUUUAGAACAACAGGGAAAUUGUUACAUUUCUUUGUUGAAUUGAAGGUAAAUGAAACAAAAACACAUCAAGCUCUGAUAUAUUGGUAGUUUAACUCUACUUCCAUCUGAUUUAAAUGAAUUAAAACAAAUUGGAAAUCA